CUCGAUGUUUUCCUACCGCAUUGAAUUGCCGUGCCAAGUCGACAAAAUCGGUUUGCUCCGGUCACCACUGGUGUCGCUGUAGGUCCAGGUCCUGCGAUUUCACUAAUCGAGCGUUCUCGAACGUCAAAACUCGGUACAAACGCCAUCAACUCGCAUGUCCGUUAUUGUUCGACACAUGUAGCUUGGAAAUAUUUUUAUAAAUUUGAAACAUCCACGUUCAACUGUACAUUAUAACAUAAACGCGAGUGCCGUAUUUUUUCUUCAACACGUACUUCACACAGUCAGGUUUAUUAUUUGAGUUUCAAUUGUUAUUAUCGUCAUUGACAUCCUCGUACGUCGUGCGUAAUAUUCGCGUUUUUAUUCCCGUCUCGACAGAACCAUGGCGCCCAACGUCAUCCGGUCCAAUCAGAUGCUGAUAUUAAAUUCGGCCAUGUGUUAUGUGGAACAGCGACAGGCGAUCUCGGAUGACGAAUACGAGUCGACAUCGCCGCGAUCGCCGCCGGCCAAAAGGACGUACGUGAAAAACAUAUCGCCGGAAGAGAAGAUAUUGCGCAAAAAAUUACGCAACAGAGAAGCAGCACAGUUAUCAAGAGACAAAAAGAAAGCACAAUUCAAUCUUCUAUCUGGAAUGGUCCAUAAUUUGAGAAAAGAGAAUUUACAUUUAAGAGAAGAAAUAGAAUCAUUACGAUCUAACCAAGAGAAGUUAAUGGCUGAGAAUGAAAGAUUACAAGAACAACUUGCUACAGACUCAUUUGUACCAAAAGAGUCAGUGUCCACAGAAUCGUAUACAACAGAAGCAAAUAACAGAAUUUUGAUUGAUGGACCUGAAGUGUCCCAUAGACACCCUCUGCAGAAGGGCAAACAGAAUCAAAUAUCCUGUUUGAUGCUAUGUUGUCAGAUCCUGUUCCUAUUACUGACAGUUCCAUUCUUCAUGGUCUCAAACUUUCAGAUGACGACAACAUGGAUUGGUUUGAUAGUAAUGUAUCAGAACGUUUAUCAAAAAUCGCUGAUGAACUACUUAGCGAAAGUUUUCUCAACGAAUAUUGUCUUGAUGAAGUGGUGGGGAGCACAUCAGAAAUCAUGGAACCCAGCCAAAAUAUUGAUUUUCACCAUAUAGACAUUAAGAAUGAUAAUUCACUUUUCAUGCUAAAUCCAGAUACAGAAACAUCCAAGAUUUCUAAUGAAAAAACACAAAUCCCAACAUUAG
Molecule: messenger RNA, 1207 nt
Organism: Sipha flava (yellow sugarcane aphid)
Lineage: Eukaryota; Metazoa; Arthropoda; Insecta; Hemiptera; Aphididae
Gene: Xbp1
Product: X-box-binding protein 1
Exons: 4
Coding region: 380-1117 (245 amino acids)
Cellular component (GO): nucleus
Molecular function (GO): DNA-binding transcription factor activity, RNA polymerase II-specific; RNA polymerase II transcription regulatory region sequence-specific DNA binding
Source: RefSeq, a predicted model, not a curated record